This is a messenger RNA of Hyalella azteca, 3794 nucleotides long. RefSeq names its product atherin. Lineage: Eukaryota; Metazoa; Arthropoda; Malacostraca; Amphipoda; Hyalellidae. The coding region runs from base 306 to 2024 and encodes 572 amino acids. Gene Ontology annotation, molecular function: DNA binding. The transcript is spliced from 6 exons. The record is from RefSeq and is a predicted model, not a curated record.
GAUCACACAUGCACGGCAUGAAUUUGGAAAAAGGUUGCAUUUUUAUCUAUUAUAUUAAAUCUAAAAAGGCAUCUUAAAAUUUCUGUGUCUUGGUACGCUGAGGUCAGCUUUGGUAAGAGUGGAUUUCGCGUGACUGAGUCGGUCAUAUCAGUGACGGACUUCAGUGAGAGUGGGUGUGGAAGCUCGCUUAAAGCGACCACGUGAACAUACUGUGUGCACAUUCUAAGAUUAAGCGAGUGCGUCAAUCGCAAGUGUAACUCGUUAAUUAUUGACAUCAUAUGUAGCUAAAUUCUGAGUUGUUUUCUAUGAAAACUGACAAUAUGGUGAGUAACGAAAUCAAAAACAUGAUCAUACGCGCUAUACAAGUGCUGCGCAGUCGACGCGUUCGCCCCAACCUGAAGAAAAUCGCAUGGCUUAUACAACGCCAGCACAGUUACUCAGAGAAGACUCUCCUCGGCUUUAUAGAAGCUCUCGUUGAGAGCAAAGAUAUCCUGCGCGUGCACUUCAAAGGAGCUAUUUCAUAUCGCGUUCCUCCCAACACGAAAGACGCUGGAGAAGAUGAGCGUCCGACUACAACGCUUAGUCGCGAUGCUUCCUCAGACAGUUCAGAGAGCGACCCCGAGAUAGUGGACGUGACUGGCGAACCAAUGCACAAUAUACACAAAGCAUCACCGUCGUCAGAUUUUAGUGUACGCACAUCACAGUCUAAAGGAUCUUCAUCUUCAAGAGGAAGAAGCACCGGGUACUCGGUCAAUCAAAGAUCUUCAAGCGAUGCCGGCAUGAGAGCAGCCGUCGGCAGCGCUCCCAGACCUCGCAUGCACGCCGGCCCCUCAAUCCGAGGCGAAGGCGCCUCAUCGCUGGAGAACUUCGACGCCUCCAGCUCGAAGUCGUGCGCGCGCAUGAAUGAUACAACAGACUCUCCCACAUGUUCUGGUGGCACGAUAGAGGAUACCAUCAGUCGGGUUAUACAAGGUGGCGGUGGAGACGGAGGAGUCUGUAAUGGAGCAACUCAAAGAAGUGGAAGCUCUACUCCUGCUGGAGGUGGUUCAGAAGAGGGUGAUAGUAACGAAGCUCUGGAGUUUGAGACACCUUGUGCCCCACCUAGAGCACCCCCACUUCGUGGAGCACGGAGGGGUAGACCUCCUUUGUCUUCGCUGGGUCUAAAUCACGCACAGACUAGAAGACCCCGGCAGUUGUCUUCGAGACCUAAGAGGGCGAAGAGGGUUUACGACCCAAGUGAAGGAGGCAUCAUUGAACUUCCCAACAACCACUCUCCCUCGAGCCAGUACCAGUACAAUGGAGGUACCACGUACCCCUAUAAUGCCUCGUCAGCAAGUACCAGACUUCCCACUACUGGUGGUAGUGGCAGCAGUUACUACUGUAGCAGUAAGCGGAGAUCUGCCGCUGCCAGUAAUUCAAGUGCAGAUUAUUCAUGCAAAGGGGAAAGCCUUUGCGACAUCUGCCAAGGGGAUGCUGGCUCAACGGACGAGUUCCUUCUGCGCUGCUCCUCUUGUCCUGCAACUGGUCACCCCUCAUGCCUGGGCUACAGCGCAGUGCUGGCAGAGCGCAGCAGGAAGCAGCCGUGGACCUGCAUGGACUGCAAGCACUGCACCGUGUGCAACAUGGACCACCUCAUAGUGAGUGUGCAACAUGGACCACCUCAUAGUUACAGAUCAUCCCAGUACAACUCCACCCCUGGGGGAGGGUUCCCCCUCACCCCUCGGGACUCCCCAAUACCUGGGGACGACGAGAGCCGGUCGAGCGGAGGCAGUGGGUUUGAUCCCUCAAUCCCCAAUGCAACCCACUGGAGUGUGGAGGAGGUAGUAACCCACUUCGCGGGGAAGGGUUUCGAGGAGGAAGCUCAGACUCUAAAAGAACAAGCCAUCGAUGGGUGCGCCGUGCUGCUCUUGUCACGCGCUGACGUCAUCUCCAGCCUCGGCCUCAAGCUUGGCCCUGCACUCAAACUCUACCGCCACGUCCGCGUGUUGCAGACACGCAUACCUAACCCUGUAAUGCCCACCUAACCCCGUAAUGCCCACCUAACCCCGUAAUGCCCACCUAACCCCGUAAUGCCCACCUAACCCCGUAAUGCCCACCUAACCCCGUAAUGCCAACCUAACCCCCACAAUGCACACCUAACACCGUAAUGCCAACCUAACACCGUAAUGCCAACCUAACCCCGUAAUGCCAACUUAACCCCCACAAUGUACACCUAACCCUGUAAUGCCCACCUAACCCCACAAUGCCCACAACAGCUUAACCCAUAAAGUCCCCGAAUAUCUCUCCCACAUAACUAACCUCCCUCUCCCUAUCUAACCCCAUAUCUAUCUGACGACCACUGAAGCUGAGCAUCGCUCCACUCCACGCCCUCGGGCAACCUGCCUCAUCAACAACGACGCGCUUGCUUCCACCUUCAACCAAACUUUUAGAGGCUUGGUUGAAUAUACCAUCGAUGCUGCGUUUGGAGGGAUGCAUAUUCCGUCACACAGCUUUUGGAUCCUCCUCAAAAGAACCAAGAAUCCUCUUUUUUUAAUUUUUUGGUAUCCUUCUCAAGACCAAGCCAUGCUACAAGGAUAGUCUUCACGUGGCUUCAGUGGCCUCAUUUGUGUUGUUAAUUACGAGUUAACUUAAGAGGGUACACGACUCGCUUGCAGUGUCAAGUCGCCAUAACUAAGACAGAUUAAACUGAAGAACAUCUAGUCGAAAGCUGCAUUGUUUGCUAUUUAUUGUUUUCAAAUACUAUCAAAAGGUCAAGCUUGUGUUGUAUUCGGAAAAUGCAUUAUUGGUUUUAAUUACCUGCUUUAUUCAUGCAGGAAUUUCCCUGUCCCCUGUAUUGAAUUUUCUAUAAUUACAUUCAAAUGUUUUUAGACUUCAUGUACAGAUUUAGUUUUGUCUUAAAAGGUUUAUUUGAAAAUGUCAAUCGUUAGCAGCUUUUCAUAAUCAGCAGGAGAGGGAAAAGUUCUUCUGUUAUGUUGUUAAUUGAACAGAAAUAUCGCCAAUUGUAAAUAGUUUGAUGUGUCAUCUGAUCUCACUCAUUAUGUUUAAACUGCAUUGAUGUCUCGUGAAUGGUGAGUGGCAUGUCUCGUGAGUGGUGAGUGACAUGUCUCGUGAGUGGUGAGUGGCAUGUCUCAUGAGUGGUGAGUGUCAUGUCUCGUGAAUGAUGAGUGUCUUGUCUCGUAAGUGGUGAGUGUCAUGUCUCGUGAGUGGUGAGUGUCAUGUCUCGUGAGUGGUGAGUGACAUGUCUCGUGAGUGGUGAGUGUAUAUAUUGUGUAUUGUAUUAUAACUAUCUCGAGGUAAUUACCGUUGAGAAUAAUCAUGUAUAAUUCCAUCAUAUAGUUAACGAUGUAUUAUAAUCAGCUAGCAUUGAUCGGCCAAUUAGACCCAAUGAUCGUAAUUAUGUAGAAUUAUUGUAAUUUGUUGCCUAAUUUUCGGCCUUUUAAUUAAAUCUAUGAAGCCACUUUAUAGAAGCUGCUGUCCAGGGGACGACCCUUGCUGUGCAGGGGACCAGUUUAAUUAUCAAGUGUACAUAUCAAUUUCCAUCGCUUAUUGGCUAUUGCCGCUUAAUGACCGCUGAGGAACGAAGGUUGUUGCCUCUUCAGCCGUGGCUGCUACAGCUGCUGCUGCCUGAACUGUUGUUGGUACGCUAGUACCAGCUGCUGUUGUACUCUGUACAAUUAUCACGUACUUCAUCGUACGUUUAUAUAUUAAGUAUCAAGAGAAAUGUUUUGUGUGUACGUACAACUCCUCUGUAAUUACCUGCCUUUAAUUAUUCAGUUAAAUAAAAGGAUAAUUGA